Benincasa hispida (wax gourd) is the source of this 1796-nucleotide messenger RNA. RefSeq names its product ribose-phosphate pyrophosphokinase 4. Gene Ontology annotation, biological process: purine nucleotide biosynthetic process; 5-phosphoribose 1-diphosphate biosynthetic process. Gene Ontology annotation, molecular function: magnesium ion binding. The record is from RefSeq and is a predicted model, not a curated record. Lineage: Eukaryota; Viridiplantae; Streptophyta; Magnoliopsida; Cucurbitales; Cucurbitaceae. Gene Ontology annotation, cellular component: ribose phosphate diphosphokinase complex; cytoplasm.
AAUUUUUGAAUGGGGUGGGAAAUGAGUUAGAUGUCACAGAAGGGCAAAAAUACAGGCGGCCAUACGAAGGUGGGAAACGUCAUCGUUAGUGAUUUUUUUUACAUUUUUACCCACCAGAAAAACGCGCGAUUUUAGAGGCUCAGGGGUAUUUUUGUCUACAUAAGCUUCCUAGUACCGGCAACCGGAACAAACUUUAUAUUGUUAUAAGGCAUCCCAAGUGCAGCAAAAAACGGCGCCGGUCACGAGAGUCACAUCCGCCAUAUGGCGGCAAAUCGUCCCCUUCGCUUUCCGUUCAAAAACCCUAAUACAUGCGUCAAAUCCUCCCGAAAUUCAUUGUCGGUGCCAUUUUCUAGAACAUAUACCAUCGGACGUUCGAAGAUCAAGAACCGCAUUGCGUGCGAGAUCAAGAAUUUCGAGAAUUCUUAUCAGUGGACUAUCGAAAGCGUUCCUGGUACUGAUCCUUUUUGCUCAAUUCAAAACUCUGCUUCUACUUCGAAUUCCAUACCAAUGGCUGCUGCUUCGACCGCCGCGGCGGCGGCGGCUUUGGAAUUGACUUCUAAAACUGAAGCCAAGAGGAUCUGCCUAUUUUUUUGCGCGGAGACGAAAAUUCUCGCGGAGAAAAUCGCUGCCGAGUCUGAUGGAAUUGAGCUACGUAGUAUCUCAUGGAGGAAGUUCGAAGAUGGAUUUCCGAACAUAUUUAUACCUAAUGCUCAAGGAAUUCGUGGACGGCAUGUGGCUUUUCUGGCAUCCUUCAGUUCACCAGCUGUAAUCUUCGAGCAACUCUCCGUUAUUUAUGCACUGCCGAAAUUGUUCAUCUCCUCAUUUACGCUUGUUCUUCCCUUCUUUCCAACUGGAACUUUUGAGCGUAUGGAGGAUGAAGGAGAUGUUGCAACAGCUUUCACUCUCGCUCGCAUCCUAUCGAAUAUACCAAUUUCAAGAGGAGGACCGACGAGCCUUGUGACUUUUGACAUUCAUGCCUUGCAGGAGAGGUUUUACUUUGGGGACAAUAUUUUACCUUGCUUUGAAAGUGGAAUUCCUUUGCUAAAAUAUAGGCUGCAGCAGUUGCCAGAUUCUGACAAUAUAGCAAUUGCUUUUCCUGAUGAUGGAGCAUGGAAAAGAUUUCAUAAACAGCUGCAGCAUUUUCCUACGAUCGUAUGUGCCAAAGUUCGGGAAGGAGACCAAAGAAUUGUGCGACUAAAGGAGGGAGAACCGAAAGGACGGCAUGUUGUGAUUGUUGAUGAUUUGGUUCAGUCAGGUGGAACUCUGAGAGAGUGCCAGAAAGUGCUGGCUGCACACGGAGCAGCAAAAAUCAGUGCCUAUGUGACACAUGGGAUUUUUCCAAAUAGAUCGUGGCAACGCUUUGAACAUGAUAAUGGAGGGCAUCCCGAGAACGGGCUUACCUAUUUCUGGAUUACUGAUUCGUGCCCAUUGACUGUUAAAGAAGUAGCAAAUAAAGCUCCUUUUGAAGUUCUCAGUCUUGCCGGUUCUAUAGCUGCUGCGCUUCGUAUAUAGUAUGUAUGUUUGAAGCCAUUUUGGAUAGCGAGAUCAACAUGUGAGCUUCUGCUUCAGUCUUGCCUUUCAUUUCCUUUCAAGUUUUUUAUGUUUUAUGUAAUGACGUAUAUUAUCAUGUUUGCUUUUUACUAGCAUAUAAUUUUUGUUUGGAUUUUGACUUUUGAGUUGCUAUGCACAAAUGAUGAUCUACCUACAAAAGUGGGUUACUGUUGUCUUUUUAUAGACACGGAGCAGUGCGACGGUUUCUUCCUCAUAAAUGAAAGUUGAAGCAUCUGCAUAUCAAA